Molecule: messenger RNA, 1722 nt
Organism: Sporisorium graminicola
Lineage: Eukaryota; Fungi; Basidiomycota; Ustilaginomycetes; Ustilaginales; Ustilaginaceae
Exons: 1
Coding region: 1-1722 (573 amino acids)
Biological process (GO): regulation of mitotic cell cycle; protein phosphorylation
Cellular component (GO): nucleus
Molecular function (GO): ATP binding; cyclin-dependent protein serine/threonine kinase activity
Source: RefSeq, a predicted model, not a curated record
AUGGCAGAGCGCGAUGAUGGUGACGCGACCCAGUCGGUAAUUGCGCAGAACGGUGGUGAUGAGGAUGUUUCGCGAGAAGUCGCACUUCGACAGCGGUUGGCGGAGGCCAGGAAGGAAAAGCGGGGCGAGCAUGACGAGCCGGAAGCGAAGAGGCAGAGAGUUGAGGAGAAGCGGGAUACUUUUGGGAAUGACGGGGAAGACAGCGCUCCUACCGCUGGAGAACGGCAGGCAGAGCAGCCGCAGCCGCAACGAUCUGCAACGUGGAGACCCGCUCGGACAUGGUCAGGUCUACAGCGCUCCGCACAUCCAGCUAUCUCCGCCUCUCGCUCGAUCUACGCCUACGAGCGUCUCAACCACAUUCAAGAGGGUACAUACGGUGUAGUCUUUCGAGCGCGACCGCGCGAUCCUCCUCCCGCACCAUCCACCUCCACCUCGCCCAGUCCUUCUGUCUCCCGGCAACCUGAAGUGGUCGCAGUCAAGAAGCUCAAACUGGGCAAGAACGGGCUCGACUCCCACGGGUUCCCCAUCACCUCUCUUCGCGAGAUCCAGACCCUCUCCCUCGCCAAAACGCACAGCAACGUCGUACGGCUGCACGAAGUAUGCGUCGGCAAGACGCUGGAUCAGAUUUUCCUCGUGAUGGAGUUCGUCGAGCACGAUCUCAAAAGCUUGCUCAUGUACAAGCAUAGAGCAAAAACCGGAUUCGCCCCGAGCGAGGUCAAGACGCUCAUGCACCAGCUGCUGAGUGCUGUAGCAGCGCUGCAUCGGAACUGGAUCGUGCAUCGCGAUCUCAAAAGCAGUAAUCUGUUGAUGAACAAUCGGGGGCAGUUGAAGGUGGCGGAUUUCGGGCUGGCGAGGCGAUUCGGCGAUCCGGUCGAUGCAUGGUUGGCGAAGAGUCGACCAAGAACUCUGGAGGGUGAUGCCGGUGGUGAAAGCAAAACAGAUUCGAAGGUCAACGGGCAGGAAGUGGAAGCGGGGAUGACCGAUCUCGUCGUAACGCUCUGGUACCGUGCUCCCGAAGUGCUCCUGCUCAACCACAUCCAUCGUGCGCGCGAAGUAUGGCGCACAAACUCCUCCAAGCCUACCAAAUCUCUCGCAGCAAGUAGCCUCUUUCGCCAACACUCGCAGCCGUACCCGCACCCGCGACCACCCCUCCCGCUCUAUGACGAAAAAAUCGACAUGUGGAGCGUUGGCUGCAUCUUCGCCGAGCUCCUCCUUACCGCCACCACGGGCGCUGGGCUGUUCCAAGGCUCGGACGAAGCCGACCAGCUGCGCAAGAUCGACGCCGUCCUAGGAGGGUACAACACCACCAACUGGCCGGACGUGCUCCUCUGGAUGGGCCUCCCGCACCGGCACCACGCCACCCCAGCCGUCUCACCCGCAGAGACGCAGAGGGAAGCAGAGCUGCGAAAACGCAGACUGCAGACGGCGCUGCACCCGGCCAAGCUCACUCGCGGAGCACUGGACUUGCUCUUCCAGCUGCUCCAGUACGACCCGCAUCAGCGCAUCUCGGCAGAACAGGCGCUGGAGCACGAGUACUUUACAGGUGAACCGCCGAGGAUGGCCCACCCGGACUCGUUUGGAAGCUUCCCGAGUGUCGCAGCGGGCGAGAGCGUGGCGAUGCGCGAGACGCCCAGUGCACCCAAUGCGCGCGCUGCGGCGAAUGCAGGGGUCGCGAAUAGCAGCAAGACGUAUGCGAUGGAGUUCGAUUUCGCCGCCACUUGA